ACGCCAGGCCUCCCAUCACGGCUUUCACAAAAAAGACUUGCGAAAAGGGGCUUUGUUGUUUCUUUGCGCUCGGAAACCCAAAUUAUUUGCUCGCUACUCAGUUCUUCAAUCAAAUCAAGAGGAGGAAAAUGGCUGGCGGCAAGGCAGGAAAAGACAGCGGCAAGGCCAAGGCCAAGGCGGUGUCUCGCUCGCAGAGGGCCGGCCUACAGUUCCCAGUGGGACGUAUUCACCGACACUUGAAGACUCGCACCACCAGCCACGGUCGCGUCGGCGCCACUGCCGCCGUGUACAGCGCCGCCAUUCUAGAGUACCUCACCGCUGAAGUCCUGGAGUUGGCGGGCAACGCGUCCAAAGACUUGAAGGUGAAGCGUAUCACUCCUCGCCACUUGCAGUUGGCCAUCCGUGGAGACGAGGAGUUGGACUCGCUCAUCAAGGCCACUAUUGCCGGUGGAGGUGUCAUCCCACACAUCCACAAAUCUCUCAUCGGGAAGAAGGGUCAGCAGAAGACGGUGUAGACGGCCCACCUCCAACCACACUUUUCUGGCCUUCCAUAACCAGACCAGAGCUUUUUUAUUUCUUAUUUUUUGGGGGUCAUGAUGAUGAUGAUGAUGAUGAUAGCAAGCCAAGAGUGAUUGUUUAGCAUUUGUGUUGUUAUACCUCCCCACUUAACUAGAAUCACUUAACGACUUAAAAAAAUAAUAAUAAAGAAUUGUAUGCAUCGUGUGGUUAGAAUGCUUGACAAUGUCAAAACGGCGACAGUGAAUUUGUUUGAUCGGCCCGUUCUAUGUUUUAUACUGAAAUUGUUAAAAGCGUUUUGUUUUUAUAUGAUCUGUUUUGUGGUUCUUUCCUUUUGAAUAUAGAGCAUGCGUGAUAUUUUCGAAUGACGGCCAAAAAAAUGUGCAACGGUGCUUUGGAAGUGCACGUGGCAAGUAUUAGCUUUGAUGCUAUAUUUUUUUCAUUGAAAAGAAAAAAAAAUGAUCGCAAAUGCUUACAUGAUUUUUAAACUUGAACAAUUUGAGUGUGAGCUCGUGCCACCUUAGGGGGCGGCAUAUCACUACAUAUGUACACAUUAGAAGUCGCUACAUUUACUGAACCUCAGCAGGGCUUUGACACUCAAAUGUACUGUCUGUGUGUACGCGUGCGCACAACUUGAAGUGAACGCCAUGACAUUCUUGUAAUGAGCAACAUCGGAACCUUUUUUCUUAAAACUGUGUUUGAGUGUGCGGGUGUGUGUUUUGGUCUGAAUAAAACACCCUUUGUAUGCGA
Molecule: messenger RNA, 1266 nt
Organism: Hippocampus comes (tiger tail seahorse)
Lineage: Eukaryota; Metazoa; Chordata; Actinopteri; Syngnathiformes; Syngnathidae
Product: histone H2A.V
Exons: 5
Coding region: 129-515 (128 amino acids)
Cellular component (GO): nucleosome
Molecular function (GO): structural constituent of chromatin; DNA binding; protein heterodimerization activity
Source: RefSeq, a predicted model, not a curated record